AUGGUGGACGAUGAACGACCAGACGAAGGGCUGCAGACUGGCUUUCCACGUUCACCCUCCUCCUUUGAUGCUGAUCCGCGAGUGUCCUUUUCCAAACUCGAUGGCAAGUUCAUCCUUGAGACCGAUGAGGGCAACGAGUUCGAAUGGGACAGUGCCCUGAGAAGAUGGAUACCUGUGCUGGAUCAGUCGCUGUUGGAACAACAAGGCGAGAUAUAUAGGGUGGAAGGGGUCGACGAGAAUGCUUCUACGACACAAAAGAAGAAACGAAAACAGCCGAAUGACGCUGAAGCAGGUCAGAAAUCUAAGAAACCCCGAGUCAACACGGCCGUCUAUGUCACUUCAAUACCCCUCGAUGCAGACCAGGAAGAGAUCCAGCACGUGUUUUCGAAAUGCGGCGUCAUUGCGGAAGAGAUAGAUUCAGGAAAACCGCGCAUCAAAAUGUACGAGGAUGACAAGGGACAGUUCAAGGGCGACGCGCUCGUUGUAUACUUUCGACCCGAGUCUGUAGCUCUAGCCGUGCAGAUGUUGGACGACUCCGAUUUCCGCCUGGGCACUGAAGGCCCCAUGGGGAAGAUGAGGGUCCAGGCUGCGGACUUCUCAUACAAGAGUCAGCAAGAGGCACCUGCGAAGACGAACAAAAAGGACCAGAAGAAGAUCAUUAAGAGAACACAGAAGAUGAUGGGAAAACUCACCGACUGGGACGAUGACGACCCCCAAGCGAUCCCCGACACGAGCUCCAGAUGGGACAAGGUUGUGAUUCUGAAGCACAUGUUUACUUUGGAAGAGCUAGAGGAGGAUCCGGCGGCUAUGCUAGAAAUCAAAGAAGACAUCCGUGAAGAAUGUUCCAAGCUAGGCGAGGUCACCAAUGUCGUGCUCUUUGACAAAGAGCCAGCGGGGAUAGCCAGCGUGCGGUUCUCAAACGCCGAAGCCGCGGCAGCUUGUGUUCGGCUGAUGAACGGUCGAUGGUUUGACGAACGGCAGCUCGAGGCGUACAUCGCUACCGGUAACGAGAAAUUCAAGAAAUCAACCGACAGGUCCGUUGGAGACGACGACGAAGACGACGAAGAGGGCGGUCGACUGGAUAAGUUUGGUUCAUGGCUGGAGCAGGAAGGUUGA
Molecule: messenger RNA, 1116 nt
Organism: Exophiala spinifera
Lineage: Eukaryota; Fungi; Ascomycota; Eurotiomycetes; Chaetothyriales; Herpotrichiellaceae
Exons: 6
Coding region: 1-1116 (371 amino acids)
Biological process (GO): mRNA splicing, via spliceosome
Cellular component (GO): U2-type spliceosomal complex; U2 snRNP
Molecular function (GO): RNA binding
Source: RefSeq, a predicted model, not a curated record